This is a messenger RNA of Chilo suppressalis (striped riceborer), 8977 nucleotides long. The record is from the annotation of a GenBank genome assembly. NCBI's taxonomy places the organism in Eukaryota, Metazoa, Arthropoda, Insecta, Lepidoptera, Crambidae.
ACCUUUCUUAUAAUUAGUCUUGGCAGUGCCAUCCCUGUAACUGAGCAAACAAGUUUGACGGUAGAUCCAUAGUGUACAUAACCAUCCCUCACUGCAAACUCUUCUGAUUCACUCUCGUUAUCGUCCAGCAAAUGUAUUGUGAAAGCACCCCAUUGAGUUGAAGAGGCAUGAAAGUUACCAUUCUCUACAUGCAAAUAUCUCGUUGACACGGUCUGCGACCUCAAUCUAUUAAAUAGAGCUACCUUAGUUCCACUAGCAAUACAUAGAUCGGCAUUCUUCAAGGACUGCUUUUUCUUGGAGGGCUUUGAUAUCACUUUUAUUCUUUUACUAUUAAAUAUACCAAUAUCAUGUCCAUUGCCAUAAAACAUUUUCACUGACAGCAUAAAAUGCUUUCUUUUAUCUGAAUCUGAUAUGUAUAAAGUUUUUGCUGCACAGUACUGUUUACCGUUGUUCAAGUCCAGCUGCUGCAUGUCCUGAUCAGAAUUGCCAAUACCAAUGAAGGCACACAGCUGUGCCGCUUGCUCAGUCUCCCCUUCUCUCAGCAUGCGUUCCCGACGGAGCCGCCAUCCAUCACCAAACAAAUAAAUACAAGGAGGUGGACAAAAGAACCUCUUUUCAUUUCCAUAGGAUUUUUGUGCUACUUUAGCAUGUAGAAUGACUACUAUCAUGUCGGAGCGAUCACGCAGGUAUCGCUCCAUGGCUUCGCGUGUCAGACGGCGCUCUUCAGGGCGGUAAGCCCCGGCACCUGGCCCGGCUGCGCUGGCGUAGCGCGGGAACAGCGCGCCGUGCUGCGGCGGCGGCGAGGGCGGGCCCUGCGCCAUGCCGCCCGCGCCGUACUGAUGCGGCAUGCUCGCCACGACUCCAGCUCACCGGCUUCCGUAUCUCUGAUUCAUAUUCGACGACAGCUUCAUGUCAGCGAUCAUGCUUAUUACUUCACUUCUGUUUGGAGUCUAUGCACUCUCCACAUUAUUAUCCGUAACUUAUGCGAAGAUGUCACUUUAAUAAACAAGUAGCGUCCCGUUAUUUUCUUUAUUUUAUUGACUCCUUUUCUCAAAUUGUCGGAACAAUUUGAGAAUUUCACCAGACCACUUCAGUGUACAAUAACGCCGAUCAAUAAACUUUUGUAUUAUUCACAACACUAUAAAUAAUUACUGUGGGAACCUUAGCACACAUUUCAUUCAAAAACACCUGUUCGACGAGCAAAUUUUCCGACAGUCUAGCCAACAUUCCACCGUUUACUGUUUACUAUUUACAAUCUUAUUGAAUUCUACAACUCUUCUGAUAAAAUCACAUUUCCUUAUUCUAAGGAUUUCUUUACUAUUAUGAAUAAAAAUAUCUUCGUUUACGAUGAAUGAAUUUACGAGACACUACAACGCCAAAAAUAUGAACUGUCAAAAGAUAAAACCAUAGACAAGCGAAGUGGAAGCGUGAUGUCGGCUACACGCGCGCGAAUACACAAUCAAAUGAUACGGGGUCGGUCGACUCCGCGGGCGCGACUACUGUGAUGUGAGGCGGUCAUAGGAUGUGGGGUUACGCAUGGGGCGUGAGAAAAUAAAGUGUGGGAAAGAGUGGGCGUCGCGCGUCGCGUCGUCGUCAGUCGCGGUCGUGGUGAAACAUUUGAUAUGUUGUAGUGAACCGAAUACAUAUUUACGAACUCAGUCAGUGCGCCCCAGUAGCAGGCAGGGUGAAUCUGGGAUUCUAUACAAUCUUUUAUUUUUAUCUAAAUGAUUUUUUUUGAAGUGCAAUCUUUACAUAUUAUGUAUUUUUGAAAUGGUCGAACUCGUGGGAUUGCCACGCUCUAAAUAUAUAAACAAUUUAUUUAAACAUUUAAUCAAAAUAAGGCGAUAAUCGCCAGCGCUUCGUUUGAGCUUUCAGCUAUUAUUGUAUUAUAUUAAAUCUUUAAAAUAUUGUGAAGAAGAUUAUCAUUCAUUAUCUUAAGACAAAAUAAAUACCUGAGCGCAUUUCCCACUUUAAACAAAUACCUAACUCGGAUGGUGGAUAGAAGACAAUGGAUAGAAAAAUUGGAUGGAAGAUUAGUGCAAGUCUGUAGUGGCCCUUACCAUGCCCUAUCUGCCUCUGUGACCUGUCUAUUUGACAGCUAAUCUAAUUAUACCAGUUUACCUAUUUUUUAUGUAUGUAGUGUUGUUUGUUUGAAGGCAGAUUAUUAUUUUUGAACGACGUGAUCUGUCUGUGCCGGACUCACCCGCCCUGGCAGCAGCGGCGGCUUUCGUUUGUGGUUCUGUGUAUGUGUGCGUAAUAAAUAAUUUGAGUUCAUGCAGCGAAAAGUUGCGAUGUGUGAGGAAGAGACCGAUGCCACCGCCGACGAUUGACCGGCCGGAGAUCUCGUGGGAAACGACCUUUGUUAUGUACACUGAUAUAUACAUUAGUGUAAACAAAAAAAUCUGUUCUUGAAUUUAUUUGCACGCGAUGGGAGUCACUGGACUGUGGCGGCUAUUAGAGCCUGCGGGAAAGCCUGUACCCGUAGAGACUUUAGAAAAUAAAGUUAUAGCAGUAGAUAUUUCAAUAUGGUUACACCAGAUGGUGAAAGGUUACCAAGACACAAAAGGGGCACCCCUUCCAAAUGCCCAUUUGAUAGGCUUAUUCCAAAGAGUCUGCAAAUUACUGUAUUUUAGAAUCAAACCAGUCUUUGUUUUUGAUGGAGGAUUUCCUGAUUUAAAAAAGGAAACAAUAGCUAAAAGGCAACACAAUAAAUUGAAGUACAACUCUGAAUCUGAAAGACUUAAACGAGAACUUGCACUUUUAUUGAGUAAAAAAACUGCUAUAAGCAGUCUUUUGGGGAAAGACAUAUCUCCAAAAAAAGGAGGAACAUCAAAUGAGUCCAAUGAUGAUGAUCUUUUCAAAUUACCUGCUUUGCCAGAGCAGAAAGAGGAAUCGGAAUCAGAGUCAGAUGAUGAAGACACUUCCAGUGGUUCGAUUGUCGAUUUGCAUUCUGUUGAUAUUGAAUCUGACAAAUUUAAAAACCUACCUGUUAAAGAAAAAUACGAUUUAUUGAUAGAGUUGAAAGAAACGAGAAAAAUGAAUUCAUGGGGAAGAAUCCAUGAGUUGCCAAAGAAGAGCGAUAACUUUUCCGAUUUUCAAUUGCAGAGAUUGCUUAAAAGAAGGAAGGUCCAAGAAUGUUUGGAAGAAACUGAAAAAGAAAUGGGAGAUGGAGGAAUGUCUAUAGUUGAAUUGGAAUCAUUGCUUAAUGAAGAAGGAAUUGAUACAAAAAUUGAGAGUUUACCUACUCGGCGCAUUGCUUCCGAUAAAACAACAAGGUUUUUACUUAUCAGUGAUGUGAAACAAGCUUUAGAAAAUGCUAAAAAGAAAGAAGUUGAUAAUAAUCCCAGUAUUAGUGAGAACACAGAAGAAAAAAGUGAAAAUAAACAAAAAAAUACUGAAUUAGAAGAUGAUUUGGAGAAAGCAAUAAAAAUGUCAUUGGAAUGUGUUGACGACCAUGAUAAAAGCAAUUAUACUUCCAAGACUGAUGAUUCAUGGACAUCUGUAAUGACAGAUUCAGAUUAUACGGAAGGAACUGAUUCAGAAGACGAGCAUGGAUUUCAGUAUUCAGAUAUAUCUUCUGCUAAAGCAUAUAUUAUGCAAUACAGUGAUUUCACACAUAAAGCAAUAGAUACAAUUGUUUCUACUAAGAAUACUGUUAAACCUAAAACUGUACAAUCUAAAUUAGAUGAAAUAUUAGACGAAUUGCGUAAAGAAAAAUCUAUCAUAAUGGAUAAAAUUGAGUUAUCAUCCGAUGAUGAAUCUAAAAUAAAAGAACACAAUGUUUUAGAAAUUGAUACUAUAAAUGAUUCAAGACUAGAAUUCAUUAAUGCAAAUGAAGUUCUUGAUACAAGCGCAACUCAAUCUUCUGUAAUAUUUGUUGAAAAUUCAGCACAGGAUGUUUUAUUACUGGAUUCCAGCAUGGAAAAUAGUUGUGAAGAAAAUAUUGUUUGUACUAAUUUAAAGGAUUUAAAUGGUUGCAACAGUCAACAAUUAUGCGACAAAGUAUCUUUAAAUCAAGAUGUAAUUAACCAAAAAGCCCUUGAACUAGAAAAUCAUAAAGAAAACCAACUUAAUGAAGAAAUCAAAUCAGAAUCUGAAUCAAGUGAUGAUGAUUUUGUGGAUGUACCUGAUGUACAAAAUGAAUCCCAAAAAAGUAUUGUACAACUAACGUUAAAUAUGAACGAGCCAUGUGAAGAAGAAGAUGACAUAUUUGCCGAUGUUUUUAUGAAAGCGGAUGAUACAAGUAUAUCUGAAAUUAUCACAUGUAAACCUAAAUCAAGCGAACAAGUUUGUAAUGACGGUGAUAAUAUAAGUAAAACUGGAUCAAAAGACGCUAUUGGAUAUACCGAUUCUGCAGAUGAUAACAAAAUAGAUAAAGAGGAAGAUAAACUACAUCUAAUGCGACCUUCUACGUCAAAAAUAGAUUCUUUAAAAUGUGAAAUCGGAAAAAAUGAUAGUAUUGAAAUUAGGUCAUUACAUAUUGGAGUUACUAAAAAAAAUAUCGAAGACCCCAUUACUGACCAAAAUAAUGUUAUCAAAUCUAAAAUUAGUAAUAUUGAAGAGCCGGUUGCCAAUAAUGAUGUUAUCAAAACUAAAGUUAAUAGUAUUGAGGAGCCGGGGAAAAAUAUUAUAUCAGUAGAAAAGUUAAAUGAAAUGGCAGAAAUAGUAGCUCACGAAGAACAAGAAUUAAUUCAAGAAAAGGGGCGUUUGGAUCGAAUUGGCCGGAAUAUUACUGAGGAAAUGACAAAAGACGCCCAAGAAUUAUUACAAAUAUUUGGAAUACCUUAUAUAGUGGCACCCAUGGAGGCAGAGGCCCAGUGCGCAUUUCUAGAAUCUGUUAAUUUAACUGAUGGAACAAUUACAGAUGACAGCGAUAUCUGGCUCUUUGGAGGCAAGACAGUUUACAAAAAUUUCUUUAACCAACGGAAACAUGUCCUGCAAUUCCUAUCUGAAAGAAUCGAAAAAUCAUUUAAUUUAACUAGAGAACAACUAGUUCUAUUAGCAUUGCUAGUUGGAAGUGAUUACACAACUGGAGUGGAUGGGAUUGGACCGGUAACUGCUAUGGAGAUUCUAGCUUCAUUUCCUUUCAAUAAGAAACAGUUUCUAAAUGAAACAUCCAAACAAGGGCGUUACCAGCAAGUAAUCACUGGAUUACAAGAAUUCAAGAAAUGGGUCAAAGCCGGAAAACGUACAGAUAAUACAAAUCUGAAAAAGAAAUUGCGAAAUGUUUCUUUGACUGAAGACUUUCCCAGUGUCAGGGUAGUCCAGGCCUACAUGGAACCUAAUGUUGAGAAAAGUGAAGAAAAGUUCACUUGGGGUGAACUUGAUAUAACAAUAUUACGCGAUUAUACCAAAGCAAAGUUUGGUUGGUCCCAAAACAAGUUGGACGAAAUCAUAAAUCCCGUCCUGAAGAGGUUACAAGAGAGGAGAAGUCAAAAAACUGUACAUGAUUAUUUCAAAAGAAAAGUGGAAUUUCAAUCCCUAGAAGAGCAAAUGAGUAAAAGAGUGAAGGCAGCUGUCCAUAAGAUGGGACCAGAAAAAGAUUCAAGUGAACUAGUUCCCAUAGAUAAUGAGGAACCAAUACCUUCUAAGAAAAAGAAAGUAGGUUUAAAAAGAGUCACAAAAUCUACAAACAAAUCAGUAGUGCUUCCUGGGCCUUCGAAGAUCAGUGAUGAAAUUCAUUUGCCCAAUGUAACAGUUGUGUCCUCUAUAAUGGAUAGCACGACAGGAUCGGAUAUAGUCAUUCCUAAAACACAAAGAUUCCAAGAGAUAAUACCGCAACGAGAAAAGGAUAAACAAUGCCUUCUGCAAAACAAAAUGAAAGCUAUAGAAGUGUUUAGAAAAACAAAAAUCGAUCGGAAGAAAAGGGCUACAAAAAGGAAAGCAAUUAUACCUAAGGAAAAAGCUGAAUUGUCAGAGAGCAGUGAUUGUGAUUAAAAUUGUUGUUUUUUAUUUAUUUUGUUGUUAAAAAAAUAAAAAAAGGUUAUUAUUAAAAGUAAUUUAUUGUUUACAUCUCACUAAAUUAGUAUGAACUCAAAUAGCACAGUGAUUGAUGAAAAUAAAUUUUAUAGCACACAACAUAAUAUUUAAAAUGAAAAGAAUUAAACUAAUAAUCAUAGUGCAAACAACUGUAAGUACUUACAUCAGGUGACAAAGACCAAAAUUUCGAAUCUCCUCAAGUUCAGUAUUAAGGUUUAAAUUAAAUUGAAGACAUCGUCAAUAUUCUUUUUCCCUGAUGUUCAUACUUGUUUAGUAUGAUCUUGCAUAAUUUGAUAUGUAUAAAUGAUAAAAGGUGAAAGUAUUUUUUACGUUUUUAAAUAUUUUGUUUGUAUAGGCAUCUAUAGUCUAAGGGUGUCAACACCUGUUGGUGACAAGAAUUAUUUAUGAAAUGAAUCGUGCAUAUUUUCAAUAUUUAAUUUCAGUAAAGGCAAAUAUAGCUCUUAAAGACGGUUUAUUUGAAAUAAAGCUUAAAAACCAUCAGCUAUUCAACAAAUUAACUAUCUAAAUAAAUAUAAGAAAGCCUACUGAUUAGUAAAUAGGGAAAAAACUAAACUAAGAACUGUAUAUUAUUUUAUCAAAUAAGAGCAUUAUAAAAUAUUACUAUCUUAAUACAUAGUAAAUAAACGCUAAAGAUAAUCUUAUCGGGGUUUGGAUCUACAUAUUUCCAUUGAAGUUAACUUCAAAAGAGCACAUUGUCGUGAUAUGAACUGGCGGCUACCUGGUUAUAGCGAAUCUCUCAGUUUCGCCUUAAGUUUGAUGAGCUAUAUAUUAAUUCACAAUACUCAUCGAUAUUCGUACAGUAGAUGUGUUCGGUUUGUCAUGCCGCCACUUCACUUGGCAUUUCGUAUUUGUUAUUCGUAAACUUGACAAUAGUCUGUCCUUAUCAUGCCCUGUAAGGAAUGAAAAGGACAGACCGAGGUCAAGUUUAAGCAGUGUGACAGCUUCCUUACGCAAUAUCAUUGCAUAAUAAUGUCUUGUUCUGAAAUACAGAAAGCUAGGAUUUCGCUGACCACAAGACAACCCCACUAGUGACCGCAUUAAGGAUCUCACACGCAAACAGAUGCAGUCUGCGGUCGCGUCCAGACCUUAUUGGUGGAUUGUGUUUGAACGCUCGUUUACAGUGCGACACAGAUCUUUAUGAAUGUUAGAGAUAGUUUAGGGAGGGCGCCACUGUCUACGUAAAUGACCGUAAAUGUCAUACAAAAUUGACGUUUACAAAAUCGGGGGCGUAAUUAGUUGCAAGCUUGACGCCGUUUUGGGUCAUGGCACAUGUUUAUGCAGUAUACAUGAGAUUGGCACAAGCGGGUGCCCAUGUAUGCGAUCUCUAGUAGGGCUGCUUCGUGGAGUCGAAUUAGCAGCCUAAUUAAUUGUUUUUAGGAACAAAGUGGCUGCACUUUGUCCCUAAUAACAGGACAUUAACCUCUAUUUCUUCCUCGCGCUGUAGGCGAGCAGCGUAACAGUUAUUCUGCUACACGACAAAGUCAUACAUAUCCAUACACGGGACAGAUGGCAACACUUAGUAAUUUUUAGUCUUAUUACCAUAGACAGAUCAUAGAGAAAUCCUUCUUCCAACCUCAUUACUGUUAGAUUUCAUAGAUAGAUUGUGAAUGUCUCUCCUCUUCGAUUAUAUUUCUCUACUUGCAUUGUGUAAUAUCACAUUCGGAUAUGCAUUGCAUACAACUCAGGAUAUGUUCUUAUAUUUAGAUAAAUCACAAAGAAAAUAGAUGUUUGUGCAAUUAAAAACUCUUUAUUUUGUCUUUAAUGAAUUGCAAUCAAAGAAAAAUAUUGUAUACAAAUAAAAUGUAUUUCCGAAAUGUAUUAACAUUUUUUAUAACUGAUACAAACUAAGAUACACUACUUAAUUAAUAAUAACAGUUAUCCGUUUGAAGUCAUGAUUGCUAGAAAGAUUGAUUAGUGCUAAUUUGCUGUUAAAAUGUACAAUGUCGUAUCAAUUUUGUGUUUAGUAUUUAUUGGGUAUCAUGUACAGAGUUCAAUGUUUUUGUUUGGUCUACAGUUGAGUUCACAAGACAGUUUACACAAUUGCAGUAAUGAAAAUGACUCUUAUUGCUACUUGAUACAGGUGCUGUUAAUAUGAAACUUUAUCAAUAGGCAUACCUUGAGUCUUUUUCUUCAGAGUUAAAGAGAAUACCAUGCUUUGAUAGCAGAAUACAUUUAUCCACAUAUCUAAAACAUAGGGCCAUUUAUUUAUACAAAUACAUAGAAACACUCAUAGUAUUCAAAUUUGACAAGAGAUUUCACAUUAGACGUUUUAAGUACUAUUGUUGAAGAUUGUCAUUAACAUUCCAGGUUAUAUCAAUGGUAUACCAAUCAUCUUUAACACCCUAACUGAUGCCCAAUCAUCCUUAAAAACUUAUUUACAACUAACGACUAAUAAAAACGAAAUAAUGAAGAGAAUACGAAAAGCAAACGUCGAUAGAACUGAAAAUAGUGACUAACAAAUCAUUUUUGGAUAUAAAUAAUUAAUUAUGAUACAAUUAAAAACUCACUUCUCUGUCUCACCCGUCUCCGUGGGCCGUACACCACACCGACAAAGUUCCAUUCGAUCAUGCCGCGAAUCACAACGAAAUGAUCAAGCAAAACUUAACACACCACUGCAUUGACACUGCACUAAUCACUAAUCCACUUUGACGACACUGUAGAUCUUCCUGACGAACCAGAAGCAGGCCAUGAAUCCGAUGGUUCCGGUGAGAAGGAAGAAUAGGAACACCAUUAUGAGGGUGUAUCCGAAGUAGAGGAAGGUUGAAGCAGCGUCUUCUAUGUUGAGUUUGGUGACGAAGUAGUGGCAGCAGUAGAUAAAUAAGUAUCCGGCUGUUGAUCCAGCGCUUAGGAAAGCUCGCCACCACCAAUGAUAAUCUUCGGCACAUAGAUGGAAGUAGCAGAGCAGAAUAGUCGUCUCCGAGCAAGUGAUCACCAGGAUCACAAACACGAGGAACAGGAAACCAAACAUGUAGUACAU